GAAAAAGUUCAUUUUAAAACCGAGUGCCGAGAGAGCGACACAUAAUGUUGUCUGCGCGUUCAAGUUUGUUUCUUGCGCUUCUGGCAGGGGCGUUUGCGACUUCACCACCAUUCAACAUAGUUGAACCAGCCAAAUCGUGCCAAAGGGCGGUGAAGCCUAACGCGUGGCCGAUCAAAAAGGAGCUUCAGGUCUGCGCCACCGACGGAGUUAUUUACCCAAGUCUCGACGCUCUUGAAUGUGCAAACAACGCUACAGGUCGCGCAGUUGAGAAACAGGAGCGCAACAAAUGUGACGAAAAUAAGCAGGACGAAUUCAAAUUGUCCUUCCUGGCUUUUGCCGCCAAACACGAGGUUUGUGCUUCGGACAAUGUCACUUACAACAACGUCUGGAACAUGCAGGAGGCAGCUCGGGCCAAUAAAGUUGAACUCACGGUUCAGCACGAGGGCGAGUGCAAAAUUGACUGCCCCUUUUCGCCAAUUUACAAACCGGUCUGCGCCUCAUUUACAGGAGAUUUUCAACAAACUUAUUCCAACGAAGAAGCCCUUGAGUGUUUCCAGCAUCGAAAUCCAUACAUAAAAUUUAGCCAAAAGCAUGACGGUGCUUGCGUGUUCAAUUAUGAACAUUCUUUUGCACCAGUCAACAUAAUUUGUGGCACAAACGGCUUCACAUACAAUGGCGUGAAAGAAAUUCGCAAUCUGCGAAAGUUCAACCCCAAAUUGCGAGUGAUGCACGACGGCGCGUGCACCCCUGACGAGGUCAAAGGCCUCUUUUCAGCUGACCAAAUUCGCGAACUGGCCGGAAGCCGGUCUGAAUCAAGUGCGAUUUGCGGUUCUGACAAUUCAACUUAUCACUCCGUUUUCGCUUUCUUGGUCGCGCAAGCCGGCAAAAAAGCCAAAGGCCAAGAUUUGAGAAAUGUGAAAUGUGCUAAAUGCGAUGAAACGACAAAAUCAAAUGGAACUAUUCCCAUCUGUGGAACAGACGGUGUCACUUAUCCAGAUGAGAAAACUCUCAAAUGCGCCCAAACCACCCACAUCAUUUUCAAAGACCACGACGGCCCGUGCUCGCCCUCGGAUAACACAGGCCCGUGUAAGAGACAAUUAAACGGUGGCUUUGCAGAAGUUUGUGCAAACAACGGAAAAACCUACACUUCCAAUGAAGCCGUCUGGUGCGCAGCUUUAACUGAUCCAAAGAUCAAGAUAUUUCACCAGGGAGAGUGUAUUUCUGCCUAAACGCGGCCAAGAGGAAAAAUUGAAUUUAAAAAUCAUUUCAUGAAUUGGUCAGAAUUGCAUGGGAUCAAAUAUUUAAUAAUAUUUGUGUCAUUAUUACUUUGAGCUUGUAUGUGAUUGAAAAUAAAAGCCGCUAAAAAAUUGUUGUUUUCAGUUUACUAAAUUAAAAUAAACUGUUUUUUUUAAUUAAAA
Messenger RNA from Neocloeon triangulifer, 1418 nucleotides. RefSeq names its product serine protease inhibitor dipetalogastin-like. The coding region runs from base 45 to 1229 and encodes 394 amino acids. Gene Ontology annotation, molecular function: protein binding; serine-type endopeptidase inhibitor activity. Lineage: Eukaryota; Metazoa; Arthropoda; Insecta; Ephemeroptera; Baetidae. The record is from RefSeq and is a predicted model, not a curated record. The transcript is spliced from 8 exons.